Messenger RNA from Heterobasidion irregulare TC 32-1, 780 nucleotides. RefSeq lists its product as uncharacterized. Bases 1 to 780 code for a protein of 259 amino acids. The transcript has 2 exons. The record is from RefSeq and is a predicted model, not a curated record. NCBI's taxonomy places the organism in Eukaryota, Fungi, Basidiomycota, Agaricomycetes, Russulales, Bondarzewiaceae.
AUGCGGAGGGCGCGGAUCAGAGGCCGAGGAGGGCGACGACGGGCGACGACGGGCGACGACGGGCGACGCAGGCGGUGGCAACGACGAGGGCGCGGACUGGGAGGGCCGGUGUCGAAUUUGCGAACGGUGUAUAUUGGGGGCGUGGAUCGCGAGCGGUUGUCGCUGCCGUCGGCGGGUGCGGCCAGAGCAGGGGCUAGCAGGGGGCUAACGGCGGCAGACGGCGGCACGCUGGGGUAUUACUGCAUCCGGCCGCGGCCCCACACACGAUCAUCGCCCGAUCCCGAUCCCGGUCCAGCCCCUCGUCCGAGUCGCGUCUUCGUGUGUCCGCCCGCGCUGCAGCCCUCCAGUCCGUGCAGACCGUGCUCGUCGCCGCACACCCGCGCACACACCCCCGACACACGUGUUUCAUCCGCCGCUGGGCGUCGCGCCGUUUCACGCUGCUGUGCGGCCCUCCCUCUUUUGUUUUUCCCUUUUGGCAAUUCAUUCGUGUCGCGGGCUGUCGCUGCUCACCUCCGCGAUGCGCUCCACUUCCUGCCGUUACGUCUUAUUGACAAUCCCGCGAUCCAUGAAACCUCGCCCGGCCCUUCGACAUCGAGACCUCCUCCGCCACCCGUAAAACCCCUUCUCUCUUUCACCUCUCGCUUCCCCUCCCUCAAAACGCCCCGCCCGCUCGCCCGACUCCCUCCAGCGCUCCCUACUAAUACUCCCACCACCGCUACUACUCUAUCUCCAGCUGUCUCCUCAACGACUAGCUUCCACCCUAGUCAAAGUUACAUAUAA